Drosophila obscura is the source of this 2159-nucleotide messenger RNA. It is a transcript of the gene aos, whose product is annotated as protein giant-lens. Lineage: Eukaryota; Metazoa; Arthropoda; Insecta; Diptera; Drosophilidae. The record is from RefSeq and is a predicted model, not a curated record. The transcript has 4 exons. The coding region runs from base 581 to 1966 and encodes 461 amino acids.
AAAGUGAAUUGGUCGCGAGCAGACGAACAGAAACGAAUGCCACGAACAGAAAUACGAGCCAGAGCCGAGAAUCGUACAGAAACGUACAGAAAGCAAACGAAACCUCGCAGGAGCGAGGACUUUGACAGGAGUGUCUAGCGAAAGACGAGGCUUGGCAGGAGAGUGAGGAUCCGAUCGGAUCGCAUCGGAUCAGAUCAGAUCAGAUCAGGGGUGGAUCAAAUGUCGCGAGUGUUCGAUCAAAACCAAUAAAGUGUUUCAGAAGCAGUGACAUUCAAUCGAUUGAUCGAUUCGAAACCUGCUUUUAGUUUUAGCCAACCGAUAGAGUGUGUUGCUGUGUAGCUGUGUCUGUAGUUCUGUGUGUGCCAUGGGCCAGGGGCCAGGUUCUAGGCGGCACAAAUUGUCCAACCAGCAAAUCUGAUCCGAAAGAGACAGAGACACAGAGGAGGAAAGCAAAGAAAGAGAGAGACAGCUUUGAAUUGAUUCAAUUUCAAUUUAAAUUACGAUUUCCAUCGAGUGUCAAUUACAACCACAGCACAAUAAAAUACACUGAGAGAAACAGAGUGAGAGACAGAGGAGAAUCAUGCAUUCGAUAAUAUUCAUGUGGCUGCUACUCCUGCCCUUGGUCGCACGGGGCACGCGCCUCCCGCUCGAGGUGUACGAACUGACGCCGACCACGGCCACGGGGGCAGCGGCGCACAAGAGCCUGGAGUAUACCAUUUACGAUGCCAAAGAUGUUGCAACAAGUGCCCCCAGCAGUAGUAGCACGCCCAAGCCUGCCACAGAGCCACUAACUGUAGUGAGCAUCUCAGCAGCACCACCAGACCUUCAGCAGAAGGACAAACAGCAACAAAAGCAACAGCAGCAGCAGCAGGACUUGGCCGAGUCCCGACGGAAAUCCCGUCAAAUGUUGCAGAAACAACAGCAGCAGCAGCAGCAUCGUUUGGCCAACAACAAACACGGCCAACACAAGGAGAAGGAUCUGCGCAUACUCUACCAAGUGGGGGACUCUGAGGAUGAUUUACCCAUUUGUGCACCGAAUGCCGUCUGCUCCAAGAUCGAUCUGUACGAGACGCCGUGGAUCGAGCGCCAGUGCCGCUGUCCAGAGUCGAAUCGGCUGCCCAACAAUGUGAUCCUGCACCAUCACAGCCACCAGGUGGGUGGCUCCGGCUCCUCCAUGGAUGGGGGGGCAGCCAAGUACAGGAGCUACUACGACAUGGAGAUGCUGCAGCUGAAGCGGAUGCUCAUGGGCAAGUUCCAGGACAAGAAGUUCGAGAGUCUGCACAUGAAGAAGCUCAUGCAGAAGCUGGGCGCCGUCUACGAGGAGGAUCUGGAUCACAUCGAUCAGUCGCCCGACUACAACGAUGCCCUGCCCUCGUCGCCCUACGCAGAGCUGGAGGACAACGAGUACCCCAGGGCAUCCGCUCACAUGCGCCACUCGGGCCAUCGGGGCCUGAAGGAGGCACCCACCAGCUACAUUGGUGGCUGCCCCAGCAGCCUGGGCGUCGAGGAUGGCCACACAAUAGCGGACAAGACGCGCCACUACAAGAUGUGCCAGCCAGUCCACAAAUUGCCCGUGUGCAAACACUUUCGGGACUACACUUGGACACUGACCACGGCGGCGGAGGCGAAUGUCACCGAGCAGGUGGUCCACUGUCGGUGUCCCAGGAACUCGGUGACGUACCUCACGAAGCGGGAGCCCAUAGGCGAUGGCAGUCCCGGCUAUCGCUACCUCUUUGCCUGCUCUCCCCUCACGCGCCUUCGAUGCCAGAGGAAGCAGCCCUGCAAGCUCUUCACGGUGCGGAAGCGGCAGGAGUUCCUCGACGAAGUGAACAUCAAUUCGCUGUGCCAGUGCCCCAAGGGACACCGCUGCCCCAGCCACCACACGCAGUCGGGAGUCAUAGCCGGAGAGAGUUUCCUGGAGGACAAUAUACAGACCUACUCGGGGUAUUGCAUGGCCAACGAUUGAGAAGCACUGCCCCUGCCCUGCCCCAAGGAUCAUUCGAUCGAUGGGAUCAUUCCAUUCACACACACACACACACACAAAACCAUUGUAAAGGAUGAAGCCAGGAGAAGCAGCUACUAUAUAUAGAUACCAUACCGACUGAGCCAAUUGAGUCUCGCCAAAAUACCAACUAAAACGAACGAACGAAAGAAAGAAA